UGAGUCGGGCAGUCUGUGUGAGUGUCGGCAAGAGAGAACGCGUCCCUGCCGCACCGCACACAGAACAGACACAGUCUCGACACAUAGAAUAAUGAAGACCUAACGCACACAAGGACGGGAAAUAUACCACAUGUUUUCAUUGCUGGACAUUCUGGUCCCUCCGCUCGCUGUGYUGGUUUGCAUCUUGCACUGAGGAACAUUCAUUCGAGAAAAGAAAACUCUAGGAAGAGGCGAAAUUAGAGUGGGCAGACUGGAAAAGAAGCGUAUCUGUAGACGGAUUAUUUCUCGUAUACUGCUGUCAUUCUGGAUGUAACUCGCGACUAUUCUAAUAGCCUACAACUGGAGAGACCGAGUUCAWAGACUACAUGCAAAUAUGAUGUUAAGGCUGUGAAUAUCCUGCAUCUGAGAAAUCAGACCACUGAGGCUGCCAAAGCAUGCUGGUGCCAAGCUGUCCCAUGAUGCACAUAGCCAGACCCGUGCUGCUCGUCCUGGGUCUUCUCCUCCUCCUCGCCAAUGCCGAAACACCACCAAAGUUUUUAAGAACCCCRAAUGACCAAACAGGCGUGCAAGGAGGCGUGGCGUCCUUCAUUUGCCAAGCGACGGGAGACCCACGCCCCAAGAUCGUUUGGAACAAGAAGGGGAAGAAAGUCAGCAACCAGAGAUUUGAGGUGAUUGAGUUCGAUGACGGCUCUGGCUCGGUGUUGAGAAUUCAGCCCUUGCGUACGCCCCGAGACGAAGCCAUAUACGAGUGCGUCGCCUCCAACACUGUUGGAGAGCUGAGUGCAACUACGAGACUCACUGUUUUACGUGAGGACCAACUGCCUGCUGGUUUCCCCACCAUUGACAUGGGCCCCCAGUUGAAAGUGGUAGAGCGAACUCGCACGGCCACCAUGCUCUGUGCUGCCAGCGGCAACCCUGACCCAGAUAUCUCCUGGUUCAAAGAUUUCCUGCCCGUCAACACCACCAACAACAAUGGACGCAUCAAGCAGCUCAGAUCAGAAUCCUUUGGUGGUACACCAAUAAGAGGGGCCCUCCAGAUUGAGCAGAGCGAAGAGUCCGACCAGGGGAAGUAUGAGUGCGUCGCCACUAACAACGAUGGAACUCGCUAUUCUGCCCCCGCCAAUCUAUACGUUAGAGAGCUGCGAGAAGUGCGCCGGGUACCCCCGCGGUUCUCCAUCCCUCCCACGGACAACGAGAUCAUGCCUGGAGGCAGUGUCAACAUCACCUGUGUGGCGGUGGGCUCCCCUAUGCCCUACGUCAAAUGGAUGCUGGGAGCCGAAGACCUGACGCCCGAGGACGACAUGCCCAUUGGACGAAACGUUUUGGAGCUCACUGACGUCCGCCAGUCGAACAACUAUACCUGCGUGGCCAUGUCCACUCUGGGGGUCAUCGAGGCGGUGGCGCAGAUCACGGUGAAAGCAUUACCCAAGCCUCCCGGUAUUCCCGUGGUGACGGAGCGCACGGCCACGAGCAUCACGCUGACGUGGGACUCAGGCAACCCUGAGCCUGUCUCCUAUUACAUCAUCCAGCACAAGUCCAAGUUCUCAGAGGACACAUACAAGGAGAUCGACGGCGUGGCCACCACUCGCUACAGUGUGGGCGGCCUCAGUCCUUACUCGGACUACGAGUUCCGGGUGCUGGCGGUGAACAACAUCGGGCGUGGGCCGCCCAGCGAGGACAUCGAGGCCAAGACGGCUGAGCAAGCGCCCAGCACGGCGCCCAGGCAGGUCAGGGGUCGUAUGCUCAGCGCCACCACGGCUAUUAUCCACUGGGACGAACCAGAGGAGGCCAACGGGCAAAUUAUGGGCUACCGUGUCUACUACACCAUGGACUCUGCCCAGCAAGUCAACACAUGGGAGAAGCAGAUAGUGCGUGGAUCAAACUUCCUCACCAUUCAGGGCCUCAUCCCCAAUAAGACCUACUACAUUAAGGUCCUGGCCUACACGUCCGUGGGUGAUGGACCUCUCUCUGCAGAUCUCCAGAUCAUAGCCAAGACGGGAGUCCCUUCUCAACCGACCGACUUCAAAGGGGAAGCCAAAUCUGAAACAAGCAUACUACUAUCGUGGAUAGCCCCAGCACAGACCGGACAAGACAAUCAAAUCAUGGGAUAUGAACUUCUGUACAAGAAAGGGGAUGACAAGGAGGAGAAACGCAUCAGCUUUGAGCCUACCACCACGUACCUGCUGAAGGACUUGAAGCCCUUCACUACUUAUACUUUCCAGCUAGCCGCGCGCAGUAAGCACGGUAUCGGGGCCUACACCAAUGAGAUCUCCGCAGAAACCCCUCAAACACAGCCCUCAGCUCCACCUCAGGAUAUCAAGUGCUCUAGCCCCAGCUCCACCAAUAUCCUGGUAAGUUGGCGGCCUCCUCCUACGGAGUUACAGAACGGGAUCAUAGUUAAGUAUGCCGUCCAAUACGCCGCCACUGAAGGGGAGGACACCACCACCCGAAAAAUAUCCGACAUCCCUCCAGAAAGCUCCCAGUACCUCUUGGAAAACUUGGAAAAAUGGACGGAAUACCGUGUGACAGUGACUGCUCACACAGAUGUGGGUGAAGGACCUGAAAGCUUACCACAACUCAUCCGCACAGAGGAGGAUGUUCCCAGCGGCCCGCCUCGUAAAGUCGAGGUGGAGACUGUCAACUCCACGUCAAUAAAAGUCAUCUGGCGCUCGCCGAUGCCCAUCAAGCAGCACGGGCAGAUCCGAGGGUACCAGGUGCACUAUGUCAGGAUGGUUAAUGGGGAGCCCAUGGGACAGCCAGCCAUCAAGGACAUCUUGAUUGACGAUGCGCAGUGGGAAUAUGAUGAUUCAACUGAACAUGAAAUGGUCAUCACAGAGCUACAGGCUGAGACUAUGUACUCAGUUGCCGUGGCAGCCUACACGACAAAGGGAGACGGAGCUCGCAGCAAGGCCAAGCUGAUCACCACCACUGGCGCAGUACCUGACAAACCACGACUCAUGGUCAGCCCCACCAAUAUGGGCACUGCCCUCCUCCAAUGGCACCCCCCGGCUUUAAUCCACGGCCCCCUGCAGGGCUACCGCCUCCGCUUCGGCCGCAAAGAUGUCGACCCUCUGACCAUCAUUGAGUUCCCAGAGCGUGAGAACCACUACACCACCAAAGAGAUCCACAAGGGGGCAUCAUACACCUUCCGCUUGUCCGCCCGUAACAAGGUGGGCUUCGGCGAGGAGACGGUCAAAGAAAUCAGCACCCCUGAAGAUAUGCCUAGCGGCUUCCCACAAAGCAUUGUAGCCGAGGGCGGCACUACCACCACCAUUCAGGUGAGCUGGAAUCCACUGUUACUGGCGGAGCGCAACGGCGUUAUCGCGAAGUAUGCCCUGCAGUACAAGGACAUCAACAGCCCUCGGAGCCCCUCGGAACUCUUCAUCACCGCCCCGGAGUCCACCGUCACCCUUGACAGCCUCAAGGCAGACACCACUUACGAUAUCAAAAUGUGUGCCUUCACCAGCAAAGGCUCUGGCCCCUAUAGCCCCAGUGUCCAGUUCAGGACACAGCCCUUGGAUCAAGCAGUGUUUGCAAAAAAUUUUCAUGUGAAAGCUGCCAUGAAGACAGCUGUGCUCCUCACCUGGGAGAUCCCAGACAACUAUAAUGCAGCUCAGCCCUUCACAAUCCUUUAUGAUGACGGCCAGAGCGUGGAGGUGGACGGCAAGCUCACUCAGAAGCUGAUCACGGGUCUACAGCCCGAGACACAGUACUCCUUCCUGCUAACCAACCGGGGCAACAGCGCUGGGGGUCUCCAGCACCGCGUCUCCACCAUGACCGCCCCUGACAUCCUGCGCACCAAGCCCUACCUGAUUGGCAAGACCAACUUGGACGGCAAAGUCACUGUAGAACUACCCUCAGUCCAGACUUCAGAGAAAGUCAGGGGAUACUACAUAGUGGUGGUGCCUCUGAAGAAACAGCGCACAGGAAAGUUCCACAAACCCUGGGACAGUCCAGAUGAGAUGAACCUAGAAGAGCUGCUGAAAGAGAUUAACCGAACAAGCCGAGGCCUUCGCUUCCGGAGGCAAGCUGAGCCCAAAGCCUACAUCGCUGCCUACUUCAAAGACCUUCCCACCGACUUCACUCUGGGAGACACCAAGAUCUAUGGUGACUUUGAAAACAAGCAGCUCGCCAACGGCCAAGAGUACAUCUUCUUUGUGCUUGCUGUCCUCGAUAUCUCUGAAAAUACCAUGUAUGCCACAAGCCCCUACUCUGACCCUCUUGUGUCAGCUGACCUCGACCCCCAGCCAAUCAUUGACGAGGAGGAGGGACUUAUCUGGGUAGUGGGCCCAGUGCUCGCUGUUGUCUUCAUCAUCUGCAUCGUCAUCGCCAUCCUCCUGUACAAGAGCAAACCAGACAGGAAAAGGGCAGAAUCCGAAGCUAGAAAGGGAAGUCUGCCCAACAGUAAGGAGAUGCUGUCUCAUAACCCCACAGACCCUGUGGAGCUUCGACGCAUGAACUUCCAAACGCCUGGUUCAGGUGACCCUAGUUACCCCAGUAACUUCCAUUUGUCAAGCAUGGCCAACCACCCACCAAUCCCCAUUUUGGACCUGGCCGAUCAUCUGGAGCGAUUGAAAGCCAACGACAACCUGAAGUUUUCACAAGAAUAUGAGUCCAUCGACCCCGGGCAGCAGUUCACGUGGGAACACUCCAACCUGGAAGUCAACAAACCAAAGAACAGAUAUGCUAACGUGAUAGCAUAUGACCACUCUAGAGUCCUGCUAUCAGCUAUUGACGGUAUCCCUGGAAGUGAUUACAUCAACUCCAACUACAUUGACGGCUACAGGAAGCAGAAUGCGUACAUCGCCACGCAGGGCUCGCUGCCUGAGACGUUUGGCGACUUCUGGAGGAUGAUCUGGGAACAGCGGAGUGCCAACAUCGUCAUGAUGACCAAGCUGGAGGAGAGAUCCAGGGUGAAAUGUGACCAGUACUGGCCCACUAGAGGGACGGAGACCUACGGCCUCAUCCAGGUGACACUGUUGGACACGGUGGAGCUGGCCACAUACUGCGUCAGGACAUUUGCACUUUAUAAAAAUGGCUCCAGUGAGAAAAGAGAGGUGAGACAGUUCCAGUUCACGGCCUGGCCGGACCACGGGGUACCCGAGCACCCCACUCCGUUCCUGGCCUUCCUCAGACGGGUCAAAGCCUGUAACCCCCCAGACGCAGGGCCGAUGGUGGUACAUUGCAGUGCCGGGGUGGGCCGCACGGGCUGUUUCAUCGUGAUCGACGCUAUGCUGGAGCGCAUCAAGCACGAGAAGACAGUGGACAUCUACGGCCACGUGACGCUGAUGCGCGCCCAGCGGAACUACAUGGUGCAGACGGAGGACCAGUACGUGUUCAUCCACGACGCGCUCCAGGAAGCCGUCACAUGCGGCACCACCGAAGUGCCCGCCCGAAACCUCUACGCCUACAUCCAGAAGCUGACUGGGAUCGAGGGCGGAGAGAACGUCACGGGCAUGGAGCUGGAGUUCAAGCGUUUAGCCAACACUAAAGCCCAUACCUCGCGAUUCAUCAGUGCCAAUCUCCCCUGCAACAAGUUCAAGAACCGCCUUGUGAACAUAAUGCCAUACGAGUCCACGCGAGUGUGUCUUCAGCCAAUCCGAGGGGUGGAGGGCUCCGACUACAUCAAUGCCAGUUUCAUUGAUGGAUACAGGCAACAGAAAGCCUAUAUUGCCACGCAAGGGCCGCUAGCGGAGACGACAGAGGACUUCUGGAGGAUGCUCUGGGAGCAUAACUCCACCAUCGUAGUCAUGCUAACGAAGCUCAGAGAAAUGGGCAGGGAAAAAUGCCACCAGUAUUGGCCAGCAGAGAGGUCGGCCAGAUACCAGUACUUUGUGGUGGACCCCAUGGCUGAGUACAACAUGCCCCAGUACAUCCUGAGAGAGUUCAAAGUGACUGACGCCAGGGACGGACAGUCACGGACGGUAAGGCAGUUUCAGUUUACAGACUGGCCCGAGCAAGGUGUGCCAAAAUCGGGAGAGGGCUUCAUCGAUUUUAUUGGCCAAGUUCAUAAAACAAAAGAACAGUUUGGCCAAGAUGGGCCUAUAUCUGUCCAUUGUAGUGCGGGUGUGGGUAGGACCGGUGUCUUCAUCACCCUCAGCAUCGUAUUAGAGCGGAUGAGGUACGAGGGCGUGGUGGAUAUCUUCCAGACAGUGAAAAUGCUCCGGACACAGAGACCGGCCAUGGUGCAGACAGAGGAUCAAUACCAGUUCUGUUACAGAGCUGGCUUGGAAUACCUUGGAAGCUUUGACCACUAUGCAACGUAAGAGUCCCUGUCCCGGAGGAAAAGCAGAAGGCCCUUGGACAACCCCAGCGAGCCUCUCUUCUGAGCCAUAAUUUCCUGCUUGAGAAAGUACUUCUUAACUCCUAACUAAAGACUCAAUUUAGYCCUAGAUUCAAUCAGAUCAAGUGUUACCCGGCGAUAGCAGACCCCCGCAUAGCAGAUGUUCUGGCGGUGUUGAGAUG
Messenger RNA from Salvelinus sp. IW2-2015, 6465 nucleotides. The record is from RefSeq and is a predicted model, not a curated record. Lineage: Eukaryota; Metazoa; Chordata; Actinopteri; Salmoniformes; Salmonidae.